GCCGAGGGAUGCUGGAGCCUCUCAAGGGAGCGGCGGGGAUGCUAGAGUCUGUCGUGCGGAGGCCCCGACGCGGGCACGGCUGCUGGGUCUCCGGCGGGCUCUACCUGCUCUUCUCCGAGGGGCUGGGCCGCCAGGCCUCAGACAAGCCGCCUUCUGAAUCUCUGAGAAGAGCCAUGGAUUACUGCAGAAAAUAUGCAGCUGUCAUUCUGGCCGUAUUGUCUCUGUUUCUGCAGAUUCUCCAUUCCUUUCCUGAUGGAGAGUUUAUGAUGCAGGGUUGUCCUGAAUGCAAGCUAAAGGAAAACAAAUACUUCUCCAAGCCAGACGCUCCAAUCUAUCAGUGCAUGGGCUGCUGCUUCUCCAGGGCAUACCCCACUCCAGCGAGGUCUAAGAAGACAAUGUUGGUCCCCAAGAACAUCACCUCGGAAGCCACAUGCUGUGUGGCCAAAGCGUUUACCAAGGCCACAGUGAUGGGAAACGUCAGAGUGGAGAACCACACGGACUGCCACUGCAGUACUUGUUAUUAUCACAAAUCUUAGAGGGUUUGCAAUGGGCCGUGUUGGUGAUGGCUGAUUUGCCCAAAAGGAAAGCUAAUUUGUCCAGUGUCUACGGCUUUGUGAGAUAAAACCCUCCUUUUCCUUGCCAUACCGCUUUUAACCUGCUUUGAGAAUGUACUGCAGCUUCAUUGCUUUUCUCCUUACCCUACAAUAUAAUCAGCAGCCUCGAUCUUUUCAUUUGGAAUGAAAUAUGGCAUUUAGCAUGACCAUAAAAAGCUGGUUCCACUGGAAAUAAAGUCUUUUAAAUCAUCA
This is a messenger RNA of Cervus elaphus (red deer), 806 nucleotides long. RefSeq names its product glycoprotein hormones, alpha polypeptide (gene CGA). Gene Ontology annotation, molecular function: follicle-stimulating hormone activity. Bases 9 to 536 code for a protein of 175 amino acids. Gene Ontology annotation, cellular component: follicle-stimulating hormone complex; extracellular region. The record is from RefSeq and is a predicted model, not a curated record. Gene Ontology annotation, biological process: thyroid hormone generation; positive regulation of steroid biosynthetic process. The transcript has 4 exons. NCBI's taxonomy places the organism in Eukaryota, Metazoa, Chordata, Mammalia, Artiodactyla, Cervidae.